Molecule: messenger RNA, 794 nt
Organism: Purpureocillium takamizusanense
Lineage: Eukaryota; Fungi; Ascomycota; Sordariomycetes; Hypocreales; Ophiocordycipitaceae
Exons: 1
Coding region: 96-359 (87 amino acids)
Source: RefSeq, a predicted model, not a curated record
CUCUACUACAAGCCACCCCCCAAAAGCUUCUCUCACCCGCAACCGCAACCAUACCCAACACCAACACCACCACCACCACCACCACCACAGCCAAAAUGUCCAACUCCUCCGCCGCCGAGACCAUCAACGCCUACGGGCCCAUCUCCUCCCCCCACAUCGUCUUCUCCGACAUCUUCAGCAGCUCGCGCCGCAGCUCCAUGGCCUCCCACGCCACCGACUCGCGCAAGAACAGCGUCUCCGAGCAGCCCAGCAGCAGCAGCAGCAAGCACAACAAGAGCAGCAAGAGCAGCAAGAGCAGCAGCAAGAAGACCCCCAAGGUUCCCACGCUCUUCAUGCCCUCCAUCCGCUGGGUCAACUAAAGAAGGCGAGAUCGGGUACGACACAAAGAACAAACACCCUUAAUGACUAUACACUUUAAUGAGCGCGGGUGAGGCUCGGGGCGGCCAGUCAGCAAUGGCUCGUCGGCCUCCUCGUGCCCUCCCCGCCUGGAAUUCGAUGGCGAACGGCAUUGCGACAGGCGGAGGGGACGCUCUCACCGGCCCCUCUCUCCUUUUUCCUUUUCCUUAUUAUAACGACUUGACGGACCAUGGGGGGCUCUGAUACAAACAUCAACCCCGAGACUUAAAAAAGUGCUAUUUGGAUUUCAUUUUGCAGAAAGAAACGACCCAUGUCACCCCUGGGCGACGUUGAUAGAGAAGCGCCUUGGAUAUAUAUAUCUCAUUGUUUUAUUUCUUUCGAUUGCUUCUAGAACUUAGAUCCCUAUACCAGGCAAGAGGCCUUAAGAGACACUUGAC